Heterostelium album PN500 is the source of this 1881-nucleotide messenger RNA. RefSeq names its product CLPTM1 family protein (gene cnrB). The coding region runs from base 1 to 1881 and encodes 626 amino acids. The transcript is spliced from 6 exons. The record is from RefSeq and is a predicted model, not a curated record. Gene Ontology annotation, cellular component: endomembrane system; membrane. Lineage: Eukaryota; Evosea; Eumycetozoa; Acytosteliales; Acytosteliaceae.
AUGGCAGAUACAGCUGUAGCAGCACCUGCUCAACCACAACAGCAACAACAGCAAGCAGCUGGUGGUAUAAUACCGACAUGGCUUUCGACAGGUAUUAGAUUCUUACUCUUUUAUUAUAUGUUUUCAUCGAUUGCAUCUCGAUUCUUUGGUGGUGGUGGUAACACUGGUUCUAAUGUUGUACUCAACAAUACUCUGUUGAAUGGAACAAACGUAACAGAACCAAUUAUUAAUAAUGCUGCCGCAUCAAAGUUAACUCUUAGAAAUACAUGGUCUUUUUCAACUCCUUAUGUAAAUAUUACAAAAUCGAAUUCAUCAUUUAACGAUUGGUUAAUCUUUGAUGAAAGUGGAUUAACCUAUGACUGGGAAGAAUCGAACGCUCGUGAAACUAAUAUUACAUUCCCAACUACCGAGUCAUUGAAGAACAAUGGUUCUCUAUUUGCACAUGUUUUGGUUAAAAAUAAAUUAAACUCUAAAUUCUCAUUACAUGCGAUACAUCGUAAGUCAAUUCAUCAUCAUCAUCAUCAUCAUCAUCAUCAUCAUCAUCAUCAUCAUCAUCAUCUUAUAACAUUGAUUGUCUAUGCACCAAGACCAAAGCCAAAAGGAAAGAAUUUAUUAUCCAAUGAAAAGAAUGAAGAAGAGGAGAUACCCUAUGACAAAUCUAUUUUGGUAUCCUAUUACAAACCAUCGUUAACUGUCAAUAUCGUUGUUGAUAAUACUGUAUACUCACCAGGUUCAGUGCCACCCGAAAUUUUACCUUUAUUAAAUAUUACAAAUGAUAAAUAUAGUCCUGUUAUUUAUAUGAAUGAUUUCUGGGUAUAUAGAGAUCAAUAUUCUCUGGUGAAUGAGACUGUCAGUGAAUUAAGUCUUGCUAUCUCAUACUAUCAUCUCAGUAUUUUCAAGUGGCAACUCUACAUUCAGAUGCAAAAGUCUUUGGAUAUGCAAUCGAUGAUCGGUGGUACCGAAGAAACAGGUGACGACUUUAAGAAGAUGCUUACAGAGACAAGCCCAUUCCUAUUGGCUCUCACUGCACUAGUCACCACUCUUCACACUGUAUUUGAAUUCUUAGCAUUCAAGAAUGAUAUUCAAUUCUGGAAGAAUAACAAAUCGAUGGAGGGUCUAUCGGUUAGAACUAUCAUUUUACAUGCAAUCUGCUCGGUGAUUGUAUUCCUCUAUCUCUUGGACAAUGAUACCAGUUAUAUGAUUCUCUUUAGCAGUGGUCUGGGUAUCCUGAUUGAGGUCUGGAAGAUUGGUAAGGCAAUGAUUGUCACUGUCACCUGGAACGGUCCAAUUCCAAGCAUCUCCUUCAAGAACAAGGAUGACUACAUCUCAAAGACCAAGAAAUACGACGAUAUGGCUAUGAAGUACUUGUCAUGGGCUCUGUUCCCACUGGUUAUCGGUACAUCGAUCUACUCACUCUACAACUACGAACACAAGUCAUGGUACUCCUGGGUGAUUUCAUCGUUGGUACGUACAGUAUACACCUUUGAGUUCAUCAUGAUGACACCACAGCUCUUUAUCAACUACAAGUUGAAGUCGGUAUCACGUUUGCCAUUCAAGGUGUUUAUGUAUCGUGCACUCAACACCUUUAUCGAUGAUCUCUUUGCCUUUAUCAUUAAGAUGCCAUUAAUGCAUAGACUCAGUUGUUUAAGAGAUGAUAUUGUUUUCAUUAUUUAUUUAUACCAAAGAUGGAUCUACCCAGUUGACAAUAAGAGAUCACACUAUGGUGGUGAAGAUGAAGGCGAACAAGUUCCAGAUGCUAUCGAAAAUGAUAAGAAAAAAGAAGUUUCAGAUGGAACAACCCUUGACAAGACUGAAGACUCUUCAAGCAGUGAUCCAGUUGAUAACAUUAGAAAGAGAAACAAAACAAAGAAAACUGAAUAA